UUUCUCUGACGAUUGCGGCCUCGUCAUCAAUCAAUUUUGAGAUCGAGGGAGAGUUUAAAAACCGCCGACUCUCUUCCUCUUGUUCAAUGCGCUUCUCGUAUGCAUGCUCUAAGUGUAAAAGAUAACAACAAUGCAAUGGGAUGCCAGCCAACAGUAAGCCAUUAAUCGGUUAAUAGAAAUUAAUUGCUUCGGAAAAUUAACUGAACAGGUGAGGAUAUUCGUAAAAGCAAUCACCAUUUGCCAAUUGCUGAUUUUCAUGAAGAGAAGAUAGAACUUUAAGGUAUUUGUUAGGGGUGAAAACUUGCAACCCAUUUUCAUUUGUUGAUGAUAGAAGAAAAACGAAAACAGAACGUUGUUGUGAAAACAAAAUGUCGGAGCUAUACAUAAAUCUUCGAGCACAAACCGAUUUUGUGUUGGCCAUUCUUUCUUUCACAAUGGUCCCAGUUGUUCUGAUUGGGAAUUUACUCGUAAUCAUUUCACUGAUCAAAUUCAAAUUUCGUUUCCGGAAUGUGACCAAUCUCUUUAUCGGCUCCUUGUCGGUGGCGGACUGUCUCCUCGGAGUUCUGACUUUACCAAUCUACGCUUCGUUUUAUUUAGAUGGGGAGAGAUUAGCAUCCAUGAAAUUUCUAUGUUUGUGCAAGUUUUCUUCCUGCGUCUGUUCCAUGAGCGCAUCGUUGACCAGCCUAGUCGCCAUUGCUGUGGACCGCUACAUCGCCAUCAUACAUCCCCUAAAGUACCCCAUGAUUAUGACGAGAAGGAGAGCUUUUGCCAUCAUAUUUUUCUUGUGGAUGUACAACUCAUUUUUAUUUGCCUUUCCCUUCAUGGUCAACAACUACAGAAGCGAUAGUAAAGAAUGCGAUUUCUUUCAAGUUCUACCACAAGCGUAUUCCUUGAGCUCAACUUUCGGCGCCAUCUUUAUAUGUUUGACGGCCACCCUUUACAUGUACAUCCGAAUUUUCAGAGUUGCACAAAAACACAAGAAAAGAGUCAACAAAUACAAAAAGACUUUAAAAUCCAGCUCGGAUAAGAAAUUUGAACGAGAAACAAAAUCAGCAAAAACAAUGGCCAUCAUUUUGUUUUUGUUCUACGCGUUUUGGAUACCGUUUAUGGUAACCGGGCCUCUCAAAUACCUGAAUCUUGACAAAAAUCUUAGUGAGGCCAUCAAAAGCAUAACUCUUUUCAUUGCAAUGAGCAACUCUGGCGUCAACCCAAUACUUUAUUGCUGGAUGAGAAAGGAUUUCAAAGCGGCAUUUAAGGCCAUAAUCCUAUGCUACAGUCGCGCUCAAAGCGAGGAAACUUUUCGAGAAGCAUCUGUAGGUUCGAAUGGUGAAAUGAAGAAAAAUGGAAACCUGCAUUGCCCUGAAGAAACAGAAGGACCAAAACACAACCCGGUUACCAAAGUGGGAUCCGUUGGGUCAUUGACCAAUGGAGUCACUGAGAAAGGUCAUGAUGACGCAAUCACGACUGUGGUUUGUAUUUCCAAAGAAGAUAUGAAAGCUUUAACACCAGACUGACCAGUUUUGUCAGUAUUCCUCUAUUGACCGACAUGGGUUUGUUUUUAAAAAAAAAAUUCUUUCUAACUUCGAUUUUUUCAUCGUAUGUGCAAUAUUUAUAUGGUGUUGUUUAAACGGUUGUUUUAAAUUGUUAUACGUGUUACCUUUAAGAGAUGAAUAAUGUUUUCAUUUGUUGAACUUAAUUACGUUAUCCAGCGCUGCAUGUUGUGUAAUUUGGGUACGUUUACAAUAUCUACUUUAUCUUCUUGACAUUUAUAGUGCAUUUGUUGCACUCAAAUAACCUCGUGUCAAACCAGACCAAGUGAC
Messenger RNA from Magallana angulata, 1820 nucleotides. Its product is annotated as 5-hydroxytryptamine receptor 1A-like. The transcript has a single exon. The coding region runs from base 369 to 1514 and encodes 381 amino acids. Gene Ontology annotation, biological process: G protein-coupled receptor signaling pathway. NCBI's taxonomy places the organism in Eukaryota, Metazoa, Mollusca, Bivalvia, Ostreida, Ostreidae. Gene Ontology annotation, cellular component: membrane. Gene Ontology annotation, molecular function: G protein-coupled receptor activity. The record is from RefSeq and is a predicted model, not a curated record.